This is a messenger RNA of Scheffersomyces coipomensis, 2041 nucleotides long. Its product is annotated as ATP-dependent DNA/RNA helicase. Gene Ontology annotation, molecular function: ATP binding; RNA helicase activity; nucleic acid binding. The record is from RefSeq and is a predicted model, not a curated record. NCBI's taxonomy places the organism in Eukaryota, Fungi, Ascomycota, Pichiomycetes, Serinales, Debaryomycetaceae. The transcript has a single exon. Bases 175 to 1983 code for a protein of 602 amino acids.
UUUUGCAGUAAAAUCGAAAAGUUACACAAAAUAAAAAAAUAAUUUUUUUUAAAAUAGGCCAUCUCUAGUCAGUAUCAAAAUAGAAAAAAAAAAUUUGAACCUCAUCUUAUAAGACGCUAGAGCAAGAGACGAUUUACAUCAUUUACCGUUACAUUCAUUCAAUAGAUAGCAGUGAUGGUUGAUUCAGUUAAUGGAGCUGCUGCUUCGAAGGCAUACUUGGAUGAUACCACUACUUGGGAAUCAUUCAACUUAGAUCCAAGAUUAUUACAAGCCAUUAAUCAUUUAGGAUUUGAUAAUCCUACUUUAAUUCAAUCUAGUGCUAUAUCAUUGGCCUUAGAAGAGAAAAGAGAUAUAAUAGCUCAAGCAUCUACUGGGUCAGGAAAGACAGGGGCCUACUGUAUCCCUGUUGUGCAUGAUUUACUUGUGGAAAGUGAAUCCAAUAACAAUAAUAAUAAUAAUAAUAACGAACAUCAAAUAAAGACUAUCAUUUUAGUUCCAACUCGAGAAUUAUCCAAUCAAGUUCAUCAAUUUAUCGAAAAGUUAUUGAUAUAUAGUAAUAAUAGUAAGAUUAAUAUCCUUAAUUUAUCAUCCAAUUUAAGUGAACAAGUUAUAACAUCAUAUUUAAACAAUAAACCUGAAAUCAUCAUAUCAACCCCUAGUAAAUUAAUUCAAACUUUAGAAAAGAAUGUCAACUCCAAUUUAAUCGAUUUAACUCAUUUGAAACAUUUAAUCAUCGAUGAGAUUGAUUUGAUCUUAUCAUUCGGAUACUUUGAAGAUUUAACCAAAUUGGAAAAUUACUUAAACUCCACUAAUUUUAAAAAUUUACAAAUCUUUUUAAUGUCAGCUACUUUGAUUAAUAAUUCUACUGAAAUGAAUUAUUUAAAAUCAAAAUAUUGUCAAAAACCAGCUAUCUUGAAAUUAAAUGAUGAGAAUUUAAAUCAAAAUAAUUUAAUCCAAUAUUAUGCUAGAGUUACUGAAUUUGAUAAAUUUUUAUUCUCCUAUGUUAUAUUUAAAUUGAAUUUGAUUAAGGGGAAAACCAUUAUUUUCGUUAAUAAUAUCGAUAGAGGGUAUAGAUUAAAGUUAUUCUUUGAACAAUUUGGGAUUAGAAGUUGUAUUUUAAACAGUGAACUUCCUAUAAAUUCAAGAUUACAUAUCGUGGAAGAAUUCAAUAAAAAUGUGUAUAAUUUAUUAAUAGCCACCGAUGAAACCAACGAGUUUGUGACUGAAAAAGAUGAACAAGAAGAAGAUGAAGUUGAAGAAGAACAAGUAGAAGUUAAAGAAGGUGAUAGUAAAUCAUCCAAGUCUCAAAAAUCAAAGAAAUCAAAAACUAAAAAGGAUAAAGAAUAUGGUGUUUCUAGAGGGGUUGAUUUCCGUAAUGUCGCAUGUGUCUUGAAUUUCGAUUUACCAACCACAUCCAAAUCAUAUGUUCAUAGAGUUGGUAGAACUGCUAGAGCCGGUAAAGCUGGUAUGGCGUUAUCAUUUAUAUUACCAUUAAAAGAAUUUGGUAAACAUAAAACUGCUUCAUUAGCCACUGCUAAAAAAGAUGAAAAGAUAUUAUCAAGAAUCAUUAAACAACAAUCUAAGAAUGGAUUAGAAAUCAAACCUUAUCAAUUUGAUAUGAAACAAGUUGAAGGGUUUAGAUAUCGUGCUGAAGAUGCUUUCAGAGCCGUUACUCAAACUGCAAUUAGAGAAGCUAGAAUUAAAGAAUUAAAGAAUGAAUUGAUUAAUAGUGAUAAAUUAAAGAGAUUUUUUGAAGAAAAUCCUCAAGAUUUAGCUAGUUUAAGACAUGAUAAAGAAUCUCAUCCAUCAAGAGUUCAAAGUCAUUUAAAGAGAGUUCCGGAUUAUUUAUUACCUGAAAGUGCCAGACAAGAUCAUAAAAAGAUUGGUUUCGUUCCAUUUCAUAAGAAUAAAGUGCAUAAGAAUAAAAAGAGAAAAUCAAGUGGUAAGAAAUCUGAUCCAUUAAAAUCAUUUAAAAGGAAGUAAGAUAGUAGUACAUAAUUAAAGUAUAUAUUAAGGAUAUAUAUAUUAAAAAAUCUAUUAG